AUGGUGAUCACAAUACGAAGGCGGUACAUACAAGUAUCAGUGGUCAUUGCGCUUUUGUUUAUGCUUAUCUUGACGCUGCUUCUGAAACAUUCGCAUGCGGUGAACAAAAGCUUGAACUAUAUCGACUCUCUAUCGUUGUCGCUUUUCAGCACUCAAAACAAGGACCCGACAGUCCACUCCUUAUUCAACGAAAAAGUGACGCAGAUUUUGGAGCACAAACAGAGAGCGGACCCAGAGGACAAGUACUGGCCCAUCGACACGGAGCUCACCAUCGAGCAAACCCAUUUGACCGUCCCGCAUUGGUUUGCCCAGCCGGUGUCGGCUAGGCCCGUCACUAUGCCAUUUGAUCCGAGGUUCACCUUGGCCGUAUACUACAGCUAUCUUUCUCGGCACCCCGAGAUUCUUGAGAAAGGCGAGAUGCCUUUCCAUUGGUCGGACUGGGUCGACAUGACGCCUUUGAACAAGCACUUUUUCUCCCUGAACAAGGACAAAUUCAGCUGCUCCAACUUUGACAUGAGGCAAUACCAUGAAGCAAAGUGGCCAGAUAAGGAAGACGAGCGUCGCAAAGAGGUUUUUGACCCGGAGACUUUCUGCCGCAAGGCGGGCGAUGUGGAGAGCAACGGCUUGGGGUUUGUGAUCGACAAGUACUGCGGCCGCACGACGGACGAGCUCGUCAUCUUGCUCGGGAAAGCCUACCUCCACACGCUGGCGCCAAACCCUUCCUCGGUGAUUUUUCUCACCAAAGAAGGCUCGUACUCGGUGCCGCUUGCCCGAGACCCCUCCAGAAUGCUCGAAAACAAAAUGGUGGCCGAGUACAUGCACGCCAACGACAUGAGCAUGGAAAUCAACACCUUGAAGGAGUUCCGACAGCUCCAGGCGGCAGUUCCCCCUCUGGUGAGCGAUGUGUUCCGCGAAUAUGAAGUACACUUGAAGCACGAGGAUUUUGUCUACGAGCCAUCCCAAGUCUUGAAGGAAUUGGAGGAAAAACGCAGCUCCGGCACCAUCGACAGCCAGGAACUCAGCUACCUCGAGUCGGUCGAGUAUUCCGUGGAGAUGAAGGACAACCCCUCCAAAUACUUUCGCGAGGCACGCAUCUUCGACACCAAGUUGGGAGACCACUACGACUGGCGGUUUUUCCGCGGCUUCAAGCUCGGCUCGCAGGAGCAGGCCAACACCUUGCACAGGUUGGUGCGCACGUGGCUCUCGUUCACCCGGAAACAGGGCAUCACCACGUGGAUGGCGCACGGCUCGCUCUUGUCGUGGUAUUGGAACGGCGUGGCGUUUCCCUGGGACAACGACAUCGAUGUGCAGAUGCCGGUCAUGAGCUUGCACAAAUUGAGCUUGAAGUUCAAUCAGUCGUUGAUCGUGGAGGAUGGCGAGGACGGCUUUGGCCGGUAUUUCUUGGACUCCGGUACUUUCAUCACCACGCGAAACCGCAACAACGGAAACAACAACAUCGAUGCCCGGUUCAUCGACGUCGACUCGGGGUUGUACAUUGAUAUCACCGGCUUGGCUGUGUCAUCAGACCCAAGCCCGGAGCGCUACCAUGACACGCUACCCAAGGACUACCAAAAGGACGACCAUCCCUCUGCCGAAGUCAACAACUUGUUGCAGGUCUACAACUGCAGAAACAAGCACUUCUUGAGUCUCACCGAGCUCUCGCCGUUGGUGAAAACGUUUGUCGAGGGCGAGGUGGCCUACGUGCCCAAGAGGUACUCCGAUAUCCUCACCAUCGAGUAUACCGGCAUGGGCAUGAUUCAGAACUUUUUCCUGGGCCAUCUUUUCAUUCCACGGUUGAAGCUCUGGAUCCACCAGGACUUGUUGCGCUUUUUCACCCGCCACAAGGAAGAGUGGAAAGCCUUUUAUCUGGCACCGGCUGACAGUCACGAGGUGCUCGACAUCCCAAAGACAAGCGGAAAAUUGACCAACAACGAGAUCAAGAUCUUGUUGGGGCUCAAGGACGAGGAUUUCCUUGACCUUUUGCUUGCAGACGACUUGCUCAUUACAUAUAUUCUGACCCGUGAUAUGACCUCUAUGCACGAGACAGAAAUCACGCGGCUUCUAUUCGGGAAAACGACUCAGGACAUUGUUGAGAAUGCUCCUGACUUUAAGCCUUUGAUGUAUGAGCCGUCCUUGUACCGUGCCAACAGAGACUUCAUCACCUUUGAGGCGAGGGUCGCCAAGUUCCAGGAGUUCCAAGACAAGAUGGAGCGGGAGAACGCUGAGAACGCUGAGAAAGCUGAAAGCUGA
This is a messenger RNA of Metschnikowia bicuspidata var. bicuspidata NRRL YB-4993, 2250 nucleotides long. RefSeq names its product Mnn4p (gene MNN4). Lineage: Eukaryota; Fungi; Ascomycota; Pichiomycetes; Serinales; Metschnikowiaceae. The transcript has a single exon. Bases 1 to 2250 code for a protein of 749 amino acids. The record is from RefSeq and is a predicted model, not a curated record.